UGCAGUUGGUGCCAGAGUUCUCAGUCCUCCAGGGAAAGAAAAUGUCCAUCCAAGUGGAGCAUCCUGCUGCUGGUUACAAGAAACUGUUUGAAACUGUGGAGGAACUUUCCUCGCCACUAAUAGCUCACGUCACAGGCAGAAUCCCCCUCUGGCUCACGGGCAGUCUCCUCAGAUGUGGGCCAGGUCUCUUUGAAGUUGGAUCUGAGCCAUUUUACCACCUGUUUGAUGGGCAAGCGCUCCUGCACAAGUUUGAAUUUAAAGAAGGACAUGUGACAUACCAUAGAAGGUUCAUUCGCACUGAUGCUUAUGUCCGGGCAAUGACUGAGAAAAGGAUUGUUGUGACAGAAUUUGGGACCUGCGCUUUUCCAGAUCCUUGCAAGAAUAUAUUUUCCAGGUUUUUUUCUUACUUUCGAGGAGUGGAGAUUACUGACAAUGCCCUUGUUAAUAUCUACCCAGUGGGGGAAGAUUUUUAUGCCUGCACAGAGACCAACUUCAUUACAAAAAUUAAUCCAGAUACCUUGGAAACAAUUAAGCAGGUUGAUCUUUGUGACUAUAUCUCAGUCAAUGGAGCCACUGCCCACCCUCACAUUGAAAGUGAUGGAACUGUUUACAACAUUGGUAAUUGCUUUGGGAAGAAUUUUUCGAUUGCCUACAAUAUUGUAAAGAUCCCUCCCCUGCAAGCAGAUAACCAAGACCCAAUAAGCAAGUCAGAGGUCGUUGUACAAUUCCCCUGCAGUGAUCGAUUCAAGCCAUCUUAUGUCCAUAGUUUUGGUUUGACUCCCAACUAUAUUGUGUUUGUGGAGACACCAGUCAAAAUUAACCUGUUCAAGUUCCUGUCUUCAUGGAGUCUUUGGGGAGCCAACUAUAUGGAUUGUUUUGAGUCCAAUGAGACAAUGGGGGUUUGGCUUCAUAUUGCUGACAAAAAAAGAAGAAAAUACCUCAAUAACAAAUACAGGACUUCUUCUUUUAACCUCUUUCAUCACAUCAACACCUAUGAAGACAAUGGAUUUCUGAUUGUGGAUCUCUGUUGCUGGAAAGGAUUUGAAUUUGUUUAUAAUUACUUAUAUUUAGUGAAUUUACGUGAGAACUGGGAAGAGGUGAAAAAGAAUGCCAGAAAGGCUCCCCAACCUGAAGUUAGGAGAUAUGUACUUCCUUUGAAUAUUGACAAGGUUGACACAGGCAAGAAUUUAGUCACACUCCCCAACACAACUGCCACUGCAAUUCUGCGCAGUGAUGAGACCAUCUGGCUGGAGCCUGAGGUUCUCUUUGCAGGACCUCGUCAAGCAUUUGAGUUUCCUCAAAUCAAUUACCAGAAGUAUGGUGGGAAACCUUAUACUUAUGCAUAUGGACUUGGCUUGAAUCACUUUGUUCCAGACAGGCUCUGUAAACUGAAUGUCAAAACUAAAGAAACUUGGGUAUGGCAAGAGGCUGAUUCAUACCCAUCAGAACCCAUCUUUGUUUCUCACCCAGAUGCAAUGGAUGAAGAUGAUGGUGUGGUUCUGAGCAUAGUGGUGAGUCCUGGAGAAGGACAAAAGCCUGCUUAUCUCCUGAUUCUGAAUGCCAAGGACUUGAGUGAAGUGGCCAGGGCUGAAGUGGAGAUUAACAUCCCUGUCACGUUUCAUGGACUGUUCAAAAAAUCCUGAGCAUGUUCUAGCAAGA
Messenger RNA from Chrysochloris asiatica (Cape golden mole), 1659 nucleotides. It is a transcript of the gene RPE65, whose product is annotated as retinal pigment epithelium-specific protein 65kDa. The transcript has 14 exons. Gene Ontology annotation, molecular function: beta-carotene 15,15'-dioxygenase activity; retinol isomerase activity; all-trans-retinyl-ester hydrolase, 11-cis retinol forming activity. The record is from RefSeq and is a predicted model, not a curated record. Lineage: Eukaryota; Metazoa; Chordata; Mammalia; Afrosoricida; Chrysochloridae. The coding region runs from base 42 to 1643 and encodes 533 amino acids. Gene Ontology annotation, biological process: zeaxanthin biosynthetic process; retinal metabolic process.